Messenger RNA from Prorocentrum cordatum, 1040 nucleotides. NCBI's taxonomy places the organism in Eukaryota, Dinophyceae, Prorocentrales, Prorocentraceae. The record is from the annotation of a GenBank genome assembly.
GGGAAAAGCGGUUGCUGGUCGAGGCCGCCGACGCCGCUGCGAAGGCCGCCCGCCAGAGCCCCGGCGAGGCAGGCCAGGCCACGAUGGCGGCGGCCGCCGCGGCUGCUUCAGACGCCGCGCGUCCGGCAGAGGCGCGCGGGCCGGGGGCCGCAGCAGCGGCUGCCGCGGCUGCCCCUGCCGCCGCGGCUGCUUCAGACGCCGCGCUGCCGGCAGAGGCGCGCGGGCCGGGGGCCGCAGCAGCGCCUGCCGCGGCUGCCCCUGCUCCUUCUGGAGCAUCCGCGGCAGUCGCUGCGGAGGAAGAGGUGGGGGAGCUUCUGGACUCGCGGCCGCAGGCUGCGGACGCGGCGCCCUCGGCCAGGGCCAGCUCCGCGAGCUCUUCGAGCUCUUCGGACUCCUCCGACUCGGACGCUGAGGAGGGGGAGAAGGCGGAAAAGGAGGAGGGGGAGGUGGCUCCUUUCACGCCUCCGACCCCUUCUCUCGAAGCGCAGAAGCCCGCAGCGACAACCGACGCCUCCACGCAGACGGAGGCGGGGCCGCAGCUUGCCAGGGAGGCGGCCUUGGAGGCGGCCUUGCGCACGGCGGUGCGCCAGCUCCAAGGCGUCUACAAGCGUCUGCUGGAGCGGAACGCGCGCGAGGCGGAGGCGCAGGAGCAGGAGAGCCGGUCCCCCGUGGCCUUCUACGUGGAAGAGGACAAGGGGCACGUCAUGGAGAACGAGGCUUUCGGGCUGCACGCGCGCGCCGCAGUUCGCGGGGUCCUCGCAAGCUUCCACGUGCAUUGGGAGGGCGUGUUCAGCCGGCUCAUCGACGCGACGACUCAUGGCGACGUCGGUGCGCUUCCCCACGACGCAGAGACAGCAUCGAAGCUCGUCCGCUUCGAGUUUCGAAUGGGGGACGCGGCGUUGUCGAAGCAUUUGGUGGAGAUGCGCCUGCGGGCGCAUGUGGUUUUGAAGCUGGGCUUGGAGCUGAUCGAUCGGAAGCAUCCGUCGUUUGGGGCGUCGAGCAAUAUUGUAGCCAUGCGACAGAAGUAUGCGGAGCGCGUA